Microdochium trichocladiopsis is the source of this 2097-nucleotide messenger RNA. RefSeq lists its product as uncharacterized. The transcript has 4 exons. The record is from RefSeq and is a predicted model, not a curated record. Bases 124 to 2097 code for a protein of 657 amino acids. NCBI's taxonomy places the organism in Eukaryota, Fungi, Ascomycota, Sordariomycetes, Xylariales, Microdochiaceae. Gene Ontology annotation, biological process: carbohydrate metabolic process.
UCACACUUUCUCGGCACAAGGCGCAAUUUCGCCGAUCAGGCAAUGUCAUAAAACUAUUGCGGACGACUUUGCACUUAUUGAACCAGCCAGCAUCCAAAGACAUCCGGAAGGACUUCGGUAACAAUGGCUCAACACCCACAAACAAUCUUCCAUGAAACCACCCUCCCGUCCCCGUCCCUCCUCCAGUCUCGCCGGGAAAUCUUCCACGCCGUCGGCGUCAAGGCGCAGCUGGCCCAGCUCCGCAAGACGGGACGGUACACGUGCUUCGACCUCAAGUGGCAGCCCGGGGUGUACGAUGACCUGUCGCGCUGGCCGUGUCCGCCGCCGGUAUACUGGGAUAGCGACGUCGCCAAGUGGAUCGAGGGAGCGUGCUACCUCCUGCUGGACCGGUAUGAUGCCGAGGUCGACGCCGCGGUGCGGGCGAUUGUGGACAUGAUGAGAAGUGCGCAGGGGGACGACGGGUAUCUGAAUCUCUACUUCACGGUCAUUGAGCCGGAGAAGCGCUGGAGUAAUCUGAGGGAUCAACAUGAGCUAUACAAUGCCGGCCAUCUUGUCGAAGCGGCCCUCGCACAUAGCAAGUAUUACAAGAACGACCUCCUUCUCGAGCCCAUCAUCAGGUACGUCAAGCUCAUCCGGUCCGUCUUUGGGCCCGAGGAAGGUCGCAGGCACGGAUACCCGGGCCACCCGGAGACGGAGCUGGCGCUGCUGCGUCUACACGCAGUCACGGGUAAUCAGGACGCCUACGAGUUGGGACGGUACUUUAUCGAGGAGCGCGGGAACCCAACAGGUCAGCACGGCCAGCAUUACUACGAUUGGGAGGCGGAGGAGCGCGGCGACAGCCCCUGGAAGCGCCCGAACUCAUAUGUCCAUGCGUACGACCACUUUUACAACCAGUCCCACAAGCCCAUCCUCGAGCAGGAUACUGUCGAGGGCCACGCCGUUCGGGCCAUAUUGUGGGACAACAUGGUGGACAGGAAGAUGUACCUCACCGGUGGCAUUGGUGCGAUGCUCAACUGGGAAGGAUUCGGGAUCGACUAUUUCCUACCUCAGGGCACCGACGACGGCGGGUGCUACAACGAGACGUGUGCGUCCAUCGGCGUGAUGAUGCUCGCCGAGCGACUGCUGCAUCUCGACCUGGACUCGCGCUAUGCCGAUGUGAUGGAGUUGUGUCUUUACAACACCGUCAUGGGCGCUAUGGGUCUCGACGGCAGGUCUUUCACCUACGUGAACCAGCUUGCAAGCUCGGAAAAGGACAACGAUCGCCGCGAGUCGUGGUUUGAGACGUCGUGCUGCCCCCCAAAUCUGAUGCGGCUGUUCGGCAGCAUCGGCGGUUACCUCUGGGACUACGGCAGUCCAGCUGCGGACGAGGUGUUUGUCAAUGUGCACCUGUACACCACGGCUGAAGUAUCCUUCGAGACAGGAGGUGGCGCGAAAGUCAGCUUUGCGCAACUCUCAGACUGGCCACAAGAUGGUAAGGUGUCGUUCCAAAUCAAGGCGCCGUCGACCCUCAAAACGACCAUCAGACUGAGGUGGCCAUCGUGGUCCCCAGAUUACAAGAUCACGCCCUCCACUGCUGAGGAGUUUGAGUGUGUGGGCGGUUACAUCGUGAUCCCGAGCUCAUAUACAUCUAAGCAUUCCGAGUUCACGGUGGACUUUGACGGUUUCGCUCCACGACAGGUAUAUCCGCAUCCGUACACAAACCAGCAUGUGGUGGCUCUGGCUCGCGGCCCAGUGGUCUACUGUGUAGAGGACACCGACAAUCCCUGGGAGAAGGACCACUUCCGGGAUACUGGUCUUGCUCGCCAUGGAGAGAUCCAAGAGAGGUCUCGAAGCAUGCCUAUGCCUCUGGGCUCAGGCGAUCAGGCUGAGAAGCAGUGUCAUUAUAUUGAGUUACAGGCCAAAGGUUGGACACGGAAACACGAAAAGGGCAGUGAUACAAGGGGACGAGGGCGAGGACAAAAGUCGAUACGGCAGGCAUAUGCUGCAGAAAAGGAGGCGGACAACGAAGAGGCUGUUACCCUGGUAUUCUUGCCUUACUAUCUCCGAGCAAACCGCGGAGGCCGAGGCAUGAUGAGAGUAGGGCUGCUGAGAGAGUAG